AAAGGGGGUUGCAUGGAAGAUAAUUCUGAUGCAAGAUGGAUGUAAAAAUGAAACCACAGAACAUAAAAUGUAUAAUUGCUGGAUUAAACUCUGAAGAUGGAGACGGAGAGAAUGCAGGAAGCCGUGAAUCUUUGAAUACAGGAUUGUAACUCUAUUGGCUCUUGUCAAGGGAUUAAAAGCCUGCUAAAAUCUCACCCACCCAGAUCUUCUUUGUAAGGCCAUCUGGUCCUCUGCCAAACUUUUGGUAAUAAAAAGAGUCUGCAGACUCUCUGAAAACGGAGUUUCAGCUUCCCAGAGAAGAAAUCGAAACAAGAUCACAAGAAACCUGAAAAAUGAAGCCUAAAAUGAAGUAUUCAAUGAACAAAAUUGCCCCAGCAAAGCUGAACUGCAUAGCAAACAAAGCCAUGGAAACGUCUUGCAAGCCAAUAAAAUCCCAGCAGAAGGCUGAAGAAGUAUGCCAUUCCUAUGUCAUGAAGCUACGCUCUGGCCUUCUCAUAGAAAAGAAGGCCUGUUACUUUAGGAAAAAAACCACCAAAAGGGCUUCCUUAGGAAAGAAACCACCAAAAACAGGUGUAAAAGAACAUCUGUCACUCACUGCCUUUCAACAACAGUCUACUAUGGAGCACUUAGCCUUUGGUAUACCUGAGAUCCAGAAAUAUGCUAGAACACUUCCUGUUUCGAGUCCUACAGGAAUUUCACCUAUUACAGAAUCUUUUGCUUCCCUAAGCACAUACAAUGAUCAAUCCAUUACUUUUGCUUUGGAAGAUGGAAGUUAUGAGAUCUACAUUGAAGACUUGAAAAAAGAUCAAGAGAAAGACAAGGUGUUACUGCGUUACUACGAGUCUCAACGCUCCUCGAGUGAAUCAGGUGACGAUGUCGAUGGUAAGAUGUUAAUGGUAAACCUGGGUCCUACAAAAGACCUCUGGCUGCAUGCCAACAACAAGGAGAACUCUGUGGAGCUCCACAAGUGUGAAAAACCAUUGCCAGAGGCCUUCUUCGUCCUUCAUAAGAAGCCCUUCAAAUGUGUUUCAUUUGAAUGUGUUUCAUUUGAAUGUAAGAAUGAUCCUGGAAAGUUUAUCGGUGUAAAGGAUAAACAACUUGCCCUAAUUGAAGUAGACUGUUCUGAGAAUUUGAGCAGUGAGAAUAUCAUGUUUAAGCUCUCUAAAACUUAAUGUGAUGGAAAGCUGUGGGUCUUGGUAUGGAUGGCCCAAAUGCUACCUAUGGAGAAGUAAUAAGAGAUAAAGAAAGAGAUGGACAACAUGCAAGGGAAAUGGAGAGCGCUUUGUAUGCCAUGGAAUGUUUUUCUUCUUCUUCCUUUUUUUUAAUGUUUUCUUUCUUUCAUAUAAAAAUAUUUUUUUCUUAUCCUUCAGUUCUGUUUUGUAUUUCCCUCAGUAAAACUGCAUAUUUAAUACAGGCAUGAGUGUAUUAAGUAAUAAGGGUAUUGGUAAGAAACUGCCAAAAUUCAAAAGAGAUAUAGCCUAACCUUUUACUUUUUUCUAUAGUCAAUACAAAAAGAAUUUCACAUUUACCACUAAGGCCUCUGGGAAGUGUUAGCAUCAUAGCUCAAGUUUCCCUUUAGACAGGGAUCAAUUUUAAAGAGCUAGGUUCCAAAUAAUAGUCUCAAACAUGACACGAGCUAGUAAAAAAAAAGGAAGACCAGAUGCUAUAUAAAAUGACCAUUUCUCAGCUGAAAUAAAACAUCAAGUUUGUAGAUGUCCUAGGCAACACUCAGAUCAGGUCUCUCUUACUAUAAAAGGUUAAGGAACUUUGAAAGGCUACAUGACUAGCCAGGUAAUAUAAAUGAAUGAAAAAGGAAAGACAGUAGAAAAAUUAAGAAAAAUAAACCUAAUACAACAGAAACUCCAUCAUUGACCACCUCCCUAUUAUAACCGCCUCCUUAAGUUGACCUAAUUCUCAUAAACUAAAUAUGUACAUGUAAAUAUCAGUGUAAUAGACCUACUUCCUUAUGUUGACCAAUACAUACCUCCAUAUGUUGACCAGUUUAUUACAGACCCUUGGUUGAUAACUUACAGAAGUUUUACUGUAUUUGUGGAGAAUAAUUUAACUUCUAAUUGCUUUAUUUUUAAAAUUCUGAUUUUUACAUUCUGAGUUUCCUUUAAGUAUGGCAUUCUUACAUCAGGAUGUAAAAUAAAUUCUAGUUCAGACAUAACAUUUUAUUUGUUAGAGUAUCUAAUAAACUAAAACUUAAAAAAAUACAUAACAUAUUUUAGGGCUUCCAAGUACCAUGGAAUCCAAGUACCACUAGAUGAGAUGUGGAAUUAACAUUAAAAUGUCAAUAACUGAUUGUCCCUCAUGUUUUUAGCAUAUUAUCUCUUCAGACCUGGGCCCAGGAUCUAUGUCUUUCAAGGUACUCAUUGUCACCUUGGACAAAGUUUCUUCCAAUUCCUGCUUCCCACGUACACAGCCUUUUUGUUGUGCAGCUUCCUAAAGACCCCACUUACUAUGAAAUAUUCAUUUCACCUUUGUCUCUUCUUCACUUCUUUUGACUAACCAUGUCCUUGAUAAAGGUUUUACAACUCCUGAGUUUUAUUCCUGUAUUACAUGACUUUUUGGAUGCCAAUACUUUUAUUCUGCUUUGUCUAUUUGAUAGUGUAGAAUUUUAGAUAAAGCUAUUAAUGGGAAUAUUUUUUGUUGAAUAUCUUUGUGCUUUAUUAGUACUAAGGAAGUAAAAUUUAUACUCAACCAUAUAAUAACAUUUUUUAACUAUGAAAGGAAUAUUUUUUGCUUAAAGUCUUAACAAUUUCUACUAUAAUUUUUCUUAGACUUAACACUCACAAUAAAUGAUAAACAUAAUAGCAGAAUAUGAAAUAUGCCCUUAUGAAAUAUGCCCUUUUCUGAAAGUGUGGGCUUUUAAUUUCUAAUUUGUUGAGACAUAUUGGACAUAAUUGCUGGUAGAACAUAAGAUAAAAGAAGCUAACCAUUACGGUAUAAAGGUAUUUUAAUUGUAAAACAAUAUAUCUUUGUUUCAUUACUUUGUCAAUAGUUUUAUCAAAGAGACAAAAAUAAAAGUAGCAUCUGUAUCAUCCUCUCUGAAAAAACACUAAAUAUCAACCAUGUGCAUCUGUAUGAUAUACUUAAAAUUAUUAGUAAAUAGCCAAAUACGUCUAUUAUGUUGUUUAUAUUCUUGAAUAAACUGUA
Nycticebus coucang (slow loris) is the source of this 3159-nucleotide messenger RNA. RefSeq names its product interleukin 33 (gene IL33). Bases 333 to 1172 code for a protein of 279 amino acids. The record is from RefSeq and is a predicted model, not a curated record. NCBI's taxonomy places the organism in Eukaryota, Metazoa, Chordata, Mammalia, Primates, Lorisidae. Gene Ontology annotation, biological process: positive regulation of cytokine production; positive regulation of inflammatory response. Gene Ontology annotation, molecular function: cytokine activity. The transcript has 8 exons.